CACAAGCAAUUCUCCUGCCUCAGCCUCCCGAGUAGCUGGGAUUACAGGAGCCCACUACCAUGGCCGGCUAAAUUUUAAAAAUAUUUUUAGUAGAGACAGGGUUUCACUAUGUUGGUCAGGCUGGUUUUGAACUCCUGACCUGAUGAUUCACCCAUCUGGGCCUCCCAAAAUGCUGGGAUUACAGACGUAAGCCACCGCACCCAGCCUUUUAUUUAUUUUGAGACAGUCUGUUGCCCAGCAUGAGUGCAGUGGAAUAAUCGUAGCUCACUGAGGCCUCAACCUCCCAGGUACAACCAUAUCUGGCUAAUUUUUAAAUUUUUUGUAGAGCCAAGGUCUUACUUUGUUGCCCAGGCUGCUGUCAAACUCAUGGACGUCAACAAUCCUCCUGCCUCAGUCUCCCAAAGCACUGGGACUACAGGCAUGAGCCACUGCGCCCAGCCUUCCUGACCUGUAUGGGUCUACGUUAUGUAGGGUGAUCAUGCACAGUCCCUACAUGUCCCUGUGCAGCCAGGGCAGUCAGCUGCUGCAGUUGUGCGCUGGGAAAUCCUCCAGGGCCCUGCUCUCAGCAGACACGGAAAUGAAAAUCACUUCCAGAGGAGCAGGUUGUCUGGGCCUGGAAGCCAAGGGAGCUCCAGAGGGAAAACUGAUCACUACGGGCUGUGGGCCUGGUCUCAGGCCACCCGAGCUUCCCUCACCCUCCACCAGAGGUCCCCAGUGAGACUCAGCCCCGCUCCCUGUCCCCGCAGAGCCUUGGCCUGCCUCCCGGGUUUGCAGUUGUGAUUUAUUUUUGGUACGUCAGCCACUGGUCAUCAAAUAGCAAAACCCAAAACAAGAGCAGCACGGUAUCUUCCAAGUGUCUGCUCAGGACACGGCUUCAGCCCUCGGUGGUCCCCUCUCCCCAGGGACCCUGAGGCUUUUGGGAUUCUUGUCAAGCUCCUUCCAGAGCCUGCAAGGACUUAACGAGUCGCCCAGAGUCCACCCGCUGAGCAUCUGAGCAUGACCCGGGACGAGGCACUGCCAGACUCUCAUUCUGCACAGGACUUCUAUGAGAAUUAUGAGCCCAAAGAGAUACUGGGCAGGGGCGUUAGCAGUGUGGUCAGGCGCUGCAUCCACAAGCCCACGAGCCAGGAGUACGCUGUGAAGGUCAUCGACGUCACCGGUGGAGGCAGCUUCAGCCCCGAGGAGGCGCAGGAGCUGCGAGAAGCCACGCUGAAGGAGGUGGACAUCCUGCGGAAGGUCUCAGGGCACCCCAACAUCAUACAGCUGAAGGACACCUAUGAGACCAACACUUUCUUCUUCUUGGUAUUUGACCUAAUGAAGAGAGGGGAGCUCUUUGACUACCUCACUGAGAAGGUCACCUUGAGUGAGAAGGAAACCAGAAAGAUCAUGCGGGCUCUGCUGGAGGUGAUCUGCACCUUGCACAAACUCAACAUUGUGCACCGGGACCUGAAGCCUGAGAACAUCCUUCUGGAUGAUGACAUGAACAUCAAGCUCACAGACUUCGGCUUUUCCUGCCAGCUGGAGCCCGGAGAGAGGCUCCGAGAGGUCUGUGGGACCCCCAGUUACCUGGCCCCUGAGAUCAUCGAGUGCUCCAUGAAUGAAGACCAUCCAGGCUACGGGAAGGAGGUGGACAUGUGGAGCACUGGAGUUAUCAUGUACACACUGCUGGCCGGCUCCCCGCCCUUCUGGCACCGGAAGCAGAUGCUGAUGCUGAGGAUGAUCAUGAGUGGCAACUAUCAGUUUGGCUCACCCGAGUGGGAUGAUUACUCAGACACCGUGAAGGACCUGGUCUCCCGCUUCCUGGUGGUGCAACCCCAGAGCCGCUGCACAGCAGAGGAGGCCCUGGCGCACCCCUUCUUCCAGCAGUACGUGGUGGAGGAAGUGCGGCACUUCAGCCCCCGGGGGAAGUUCAAGGUGAUCGCUCUGACUGUGCUGGCUUCAGUGCGAAUCUACUACCAGUACCGCCGAGUGAAGCCAGUGACCCGGGAGAUCGUCAUCCGAGACCCCUACGCCCUCCGGCCUCUGCGCCGACUCAUCGACGCCUACGCCUUCCGAAUCUACGGCCACUGGGUGAAGAAGGGGCAGCAGCAGAACCGUGCUGCCCUCUUCGAGAACACACCUAAGGCAGUGCUCCUCUCCCUGGCUGAGGAGGACUACUGAGGGGCUGGCCAGUCAGGGAGGGCUGGGGGCAGGUGGGGAGGGGAAGCCAGGGAAAUAAAAGCCAAAGGGGUGAGACGCAUGCAGGCCUCUGCAGAAGGAGCUCUUGGCCCUCACCAGAAAGCCCUGGAGUUGAGGCCAUGACCCCCUCUCACAGGCUGUGCAUGAGGGAAGUGGGUGUUCCCACCACACAGCAAUACCUGCAGGCUGGCCAGGCCCUGGGUGGGCAGAGAUGACAUGUGGCCUGAACCAGGGGCCCCCUGCUCCUCCCCUUCCUAGAUGAGCCACCAUCUCAGUUUCUCUUUAGUUACUGACACUCGGGCCCUCUUUCCUUAGGGUCCUAGGGUGAGGAUCAAAGACACAGAAAUGAGGUUGUAUUGACCCCACGACCUCUAGUGACAGUGCAGGAGCAGGCUACUCUCCAGGAACAUGUCUUUGGAGGCAUAUGGAGAAGGGGAACCAGGUGCGGUGGCUCACACCUGUAAUCCCCGCACUUUGGGAGGUCAAGGUGGGAGGACUGCUUGAGGCCAGGACUUCAAGACCAGCCUGGGCAACAUGGUGAGAUCCCAUUACUAUAAAAAUUCAAAAAAUUAGCCAGGCAUGGUGGUGCACACUUGUAGUCCCAGCUACUUGGGAAGCUGAGGUGGGAGAAUUGCUUGAGCCCAGGAGUUCAAGGCUGCAGUAAGCCGUGAUCACCACUGUCCUCUGUGUGGGCAACAAAGCAAGACCCUGUCUCAGAAGAAUUAAAAUAAAAAGCAACAGAAUGGGAAGCUUC
Callithrix jacchus (white-tufted-ear marmoset) is the source of this 2932-nucleotide messenger RNA. RefSeq names its product phosphorylase kinase catalytic subunit gamma 1 (gene PHKG1). Gene Ontology annotation, biological process: protein phosphorylation; glycogen metabolic process. Gene Ontology annotation, molecular function: calmodulin binding; ATP binding; phosphorylase kinase activity. The record is from RefSeq and is a predicted model, not a curated record. NCBI's taxonomy places the organism in Eukaryota, Metazoa, Chordata, Mammalia, Primates, Cebidae. Gene Ontology annotation, cellular component: phosphorylase kinase complex.